Messenger RNA from Pipistrellus nathusii (Nathusius's pipistrelle), 387 nucleotides. The record is from the annotation of a GenBank genome assembly. Lineage: Eukaryota; Metazoa; Chordata; Mammalia; Chiroptera; Vespertilionidae.
AUGGCCUUCAACGGCAAGUACGAGAUCGAGAGUGAGAAGAACUAUGACGAGUUCAUGAAGCGCCUCGGGCUCCCCAGCGAUGCGAUUGAAAAGGGCCGUAAUUUCAAGAUCAUCACGGAGGUCCAGCAGGAUGGGCAGAACUUCACCUGGUCCCAGCACUACCCCGGGGGUCACUCCAUGACCAACAAGUUCACCAUUGGCAAGGAGUGCGACAUGGAGACCAUGGGAGGCAAGAAGUUCAAGGCGACUGUGCAGAUGGAGGGCGGGAAGGUGGUGGUGGAAUUCCCCAACUAUCACCAGACCUCAGAGAUCGUGGGCGGCAAGCUGGUGGAGAUCUCCACCAUCGGAGGCGUGACCUAUGAGCGUGUGAGCAAGAGGCUGGCCUGA